Messenger RNA from Polistes dominula (European paper wasp), 1699 nucleotides. It is a transcript of the gene alka, whose product is annotated as glycine receptor subunit alpha alkaliphile. Gene Ontology annotation, molecular function: transmembrane signaling receptor activity; extracellular ligand-gated monoatomic ion channel activity. The record is from RefSeq and is a predicted model, not a curated record. Gene Ontology annotation, cellular component: membrane. Gene Ontology annotation, biological process: monoatomic ion transmembrane transport. Lineage: Eukaryota; Metazoa; Arthropoda; Insecta; Hymenoptera; Vespidae.
ACAAAAUAAUAAUUGUUAUGUAAAAAUGUAACUAUAGGAUAUCUGUAAUUGAAAUAGAUUGCAUAUAAGUGACCGUUUAAUGAAUUAAUUGGCACGCCUUUCAAGUUAGUUAGAAAUGUCAAUCGAAAGACAUUGACAGUUCUAUAAAGUUCUAUCUAAAGAUGAAGUGUACUACUAUUGUAAUCAUUUUAUUUCAUUAUUGUUUAAGUAUUUUGCAAGAAGUCUUUUCCAACAGCAUUUUCGAAGGAAAUAUCAAAAACCAGACGAAAAAUGUUAUGAAACCAAGAGUAGUAUUACCAGAUAAUUACGUUAAAGAAAUUCGACCACCAUCAAAGAAAGGUGUACCUGUGACAGUAAAUUUUAGUAUUUUCGUCGUAGACAUCAAUUCGAUCAACGUCGAGGACAUGGAUUUUAGAGUAGACAUGUUCGUUCGUCAAAGUUGGACCGAGUCAAGACUUUACAUGCCAGAUGACAUAUUUGAAGAUGGUGAUGAUUACGUUACAUUUCCACCAGAAUUUUUUGACAAUCUUUGGCAACCCGACCCAUACUUCCUGAAUUCCAAAGUAUCUGAAAUCGCAACCUUAAACCGUAAAUUCUCUUCAGUCACACUCUACAGAAACAAAACAGUAAGAUAUUCAGCACGUAUGCACGCAAUAAUAGCGUGUCAAAUGGAAUUUCAACUUUAUCCGAUGGACAUACAAGUUUGUCCUAUUUACGUUGAAAGUUUUUCUUACAACAGUCAAAAGUUACGUUUGAGAUGGGACGACAGUGGUGGUGUAACAGUUAAUCCUGAAUUAAAAUUGUUACAAUACAAUAUAGGAAAACCUGUUGUCUUUGAAGAGAUUACUCAUUAUAUGUUGGAAAAAAAUGGUAAUUUCUCAAGGUUGGUGGUAUUAUUUCGAUUUGAGAGAGAAAUUGGGCAUCAUUUGAUACAAACGUUUGCCCCAUCAACGUUAGUAGUGAUGUUAUCAUGGUUCAGCUUUUGGUUGGGUUUGGAUGCUAUUCCUGGACGUGUUGCACUUUUAGUUACAAGUAUGCUUACAUUAGUAACAAUGUUUACUGGAUUGAAAAGUGAUAUUCCACCGGUUGCUUAUGUUAAAGCGUUGGAUCUUUGGAUGGCGGGUUGUAUGAUGUUUGUAUUUGCUGCUUUGGGAGAAUUCGUGGUAGUCAAAGUACUCGAUUUGCGUUAUCAAUUCGGAAGUGAUUUACAAUCGUCAAUCUUACCUCGAAGUUUUCAAACACGAUCAACUUCAACGGACAAAGGACAAAAUUUUGGAUUUUGGGAUUAUGAUACAAUGUAUACACCAAAAUAUAAGGCCAAACGAACAGGAAGUAAAAAUCUUUUACAAACGUGGCUCGAUCUUGAAACAUCUCCGUUGUUUCCUUCAAGAAUUAGAUCACAUAAAAUAGAUCGUUAUAGUAGAAUAGGAUUUCCUAUUCUUUUUCUAUUAUUCGUAGUUAUAUAUUGGCCAAUACUUUUACUCAAAAAAACAGCAUGAUAUAAGUUUAUGUUUUUUUUAUUUAAUUAAUGCCACGUCAAUCAACUAUUUUCAGUAUUAAUUGACUUUGUUUUGGCACAUUUUAACAAAUAAUUAAUUAUUAUAAUAUUGUAAUAGUUUAACGAUACCAAUAUACACAACGUUGUGUACGCGGCGUAUAACGCUAAAUUUUUUUAAAUAAAAUAAUUAUUAGAAAAAAU